AUGGAGACGAAGGUCGCUAAUCGGGAAAUUAUUUCCGAAGGACUGACUGUCAGUCUUUAUGAAACGAUGACGCUUGCCAAGAUAUCCUUCACGGAUAAGAUUGAAGAACGUGACGAGGAAUUGUCCCGAAUGCGUGACAAAUGUCGUGGUGACAUGGUGAAGGCCGCCCACGUGCGGGAAAAGGCGGCGGCGGUCGCCGCAGACACCGCCACCGCCAGGGAGGAAUUGACUGAGCUGAAGGCGACAUUCCAAAGCGAUGAGGAAAGUUAUGAGGAAGAGAGUAGUGUUGCCAGCGUUGCCAAGCAACAACCCGAUGAUAAUAUUCUUGCUGCCGAAGGAUCCCUGAUGCAACUGGAGAAAACCUGGAUAUCAAAGACCAAAUUGCAGGAAUAUGGAGAAGACAUCGACGAUGAAGAAGAAGAAGAAGGAGAUCAAUUCGAGGUCAUAGACCAAGGAGGAGAAGUACCAGAAGAAGCAGGCGAUUGGAUGUUCUCUGACAUGAUUGAAACCGGAGGCGGCAUUGAUCAAUUGACAAUGAUAAAUUUACCUCCGUCCUUGACUCAUACUCCGACAGUGACUUCUUCAGUUGAAGAUGAAUUUGUCGAGAAAAAGGUGGAAGCUAAGAUUACUGAAGAUGAAGUUCUGGCAAGACUGCCCAAGAUGACCAGGGAUGAAGCAAAGAUCGCGAUACGAGAAGCAAUGAUCGAAAGACAACGCCUAAAGACCAAGAACGCCCUCCUGCAAGCACUUAUGGUCAGAGCUUUAGCAAAACGAGAGCCUCCUCUAAAAGAUAUAGCCACCGAGCCCGGCAUAUGUCCUCGUUCCGACAACGUGAGCCUCUCCUUCGACUUGAUCGCAUCGCCUCCGAUGAUUUCGCGUUCGUCUAUGAUCGGAUCGCGUCGAUCGGCUCUAGAGGAGCAGCAAGGGAUUUCCCCGGCUGCCGAAACGGCCGCCAAGUGCAGGAAGUACGCUGAAAAGUUGCGCCAGUACGCCGAGGAGAGGAAGGACGAGAUAGAGAAGAGACAGUACAUGCAGGAACGUCUGAUGACCCUGCGUGAAGCCAAGACAAGGAACGGCGCCUUCUGCGAAGAACUCAUGCAGCAAUUUGCUGCCAGACUUCGGGAAAUCGGCACAGGUCUCAAGAGCUCCAGAACUGGAAACAUCAUGCCGGAGAAGUACCUGGUUCGUCUUCUGGACAGACAGAUGCGUUCCUGGAGAGCUUUGGCAAAUGAGCGAGUAAGUUACAUCCGAACCAGAGAUCGCACUAGGGAAAUGGAGACGAAGGUCGCUAAUCGGGAAAUUAUUUCCGAAGGACUGACUGUCAGUCUUUAUGAAACGAUGACGCUUGCCAAGAUAUCCUUCACGGAUAAGAUUGAAGAACGUGACGAGGAAUUGUCCCGAAUGCGUGACAAAUGUCGUGGUGACAUGGUGAAGGCGGCCCACGUGCGGGAAAAGGCGGCGGCGGUCGCCGCAGACACCGCCACCGCCAGGGAGGAAUUGACUGAGCUGAAGGCGACAUUCCAAAGCUUGCGUGGGCAAGUUGCUCGUCUCAGACAAAAACGUGGAGCAAUCCGUCUGGAGAUUGAACACACAAAAGAUACACAUGGACUCCUCCUCAAACCAGCACUUUUAUUACAAGAUUAUAAACUCAGCAUGACAAAGGUCGACCAAAUGAAAGUUAAGCUGGAGCAAUUGAAAACCGAAUAUGCACAAAUUCGUAUGAAGUUACAACUAAUUCGAUCGAUGCAGAUGGCUAAAGCUUCAAAAUCUAUGACGAGACUACCAAUGUAA
Ctenocephalides felis (cat flea) is the source of this 1791-nucleotide messenger RNA. Its product is annotated as coiled-coil domain-containing protein 96. The coding region runs from base 1 to 1791 and encodes 596 amino acids. Gene Ontology annotation, biological process: cilium assembly. The record is from RefSeq and is a predicted model, not a curated record. Gene Ontology annotation, cellular component: axoneme; ciliary basal body. Lineage: Eukaryota; Metazoa; Arthropoda; Insecta; Siphonaptera; Pulicidae. The transcript has 13 exons.